This is a messenger RNA of Pseudoliparis swirei, 11414 nucleotides long. It is a transcript of the gene celsr1a, whose product is annotated as cadherin EGF LAG seven-pass G-type receptor 1a. The record is from RefSeq and is a predicted model, not a curated record. The transcript has 37 exons. Lineage: Eukaryota; Metazoa; Chordata; Actinopteri; Perciformes; Liparidae. Gene Ontology annotation, molecular function: calcium ion binding; G protein-coupled receptor activity. Gene Ontology annotation, biological process: cell surface receptor signaling pathway; homophilic cell-cell adhesion; G protein-coupled receptor signaling pathway. Gene Ontology annotation, cellular component: plasma membrane. Bases 520 to 9831 code for a protein of 3103 amino acids.
UCCAUUGUUGAUAUUGAAAACUUACUUCAACUGCUUUUCUUGUUUAUUUAUUUUUUACACCAUCAGUGCUUACAGCCACUUCAACGUACACACAAUACACACUCCAACACGCAUUAGGAAUUUUACCCAGCUCUCACCCUAUUGUAAUAACAAUACACUUGCGCGCAUUGGUCACCCGGUCAGGUCCACUUCCUAAAUCUCCAUGAGAAAAAAAAAAAGCCGCCCCCCCAUGAAAGCGUCCCAGAGGGGAACGCAGCAGGUUUAUGGUAAUACGCCUCUGAGGAGUAGAGGAGGAGGAGGAGGAGGCGGAGGAGAGCCACGGAGCCAUUUUGUACUCAUUUUCAACUCAGAGUGGGUAAACGCAGCUGCUGCGCGCCGUGGAGACGCCGACACUAUGGAUACCAAGCGUCUUUUCCCACGUUGAAACUUCACGAUGAGGGCUAAAAGUAAAACGCGCUGUUGGGAGAGGGAGAGUUGAGUUUCGGUGAAGUUGAAUGGGAUUUUGUCAGGUUCACAAGCAUGGAGAUACCGAUGUGUUGGAUGUGGGUUUGUGUCCUGUUCAACGUGCCGCUCGUGGGGUGUUUGGAGAUACACCUCUCGGACACCUUACAGCCCGGGACCCUUUUGGCGAACCUGUCACUUGGCCCUGGAUGGACUUCUAAACUGGACCGGACUUUGUCCCCAAAAUUCAUCCAGAGCUUUUUCCAAGUUGGGAGACACGAUGGGCUCAUCCGUCUGUCCCGCAAAGUUCAGUGCGCGCACACGGCGAGGAACCCGGCGCCUGUUUACUUCAGGACCGUUUCCUGGACGUCCGGGGACGAUAUUCUGACACAGUUCAAUGUGUUUGUCCACGGCCAGGACUGCUUUAUUAAAUACAAGAGAAAGAAAUCGUCAGGUAAGCCCGACAUUCACAUUACACACCUGACAAAGCUGGAGGCGACUUCCUGCUUCCCGUCAGGUAAACUGCUUCUGAAUGUCACGGAACGUUUGCCCACCUUCACGCGCACCAUCGCCUUUUCGGACAGCGUGUGCGUCGGCAAAGAGCUCAGCGCAGUGUUCACGCGCGGGGCUCUGUUCCUGGCGGAAGACGUGUGUCUGGAGCGCCGCGGACAGCGCGCGGUGACUCUGCAGUGCGCGCUGCGCAGCUCCGCGCGCGGCGGCGGGCUCUCUGUGCUGCUGAGGCUGACGCUCGUGAAAGUGCCUCAACAACUUGAGUUCGUCCCGCAAAGCAUACAGAAGUCGGGGACAUUGAUCCGCAGGGGGAAGCGACAGGCGAACGCGUCUCCUCAGUUCCAGCUGCCCAACUAUCAGGUGUCCAUCCCGGAGAAUGAGCCGGCCGGCACGCGGGUCAUCACCCUGAAAGCCACUGACCCGGAUGAUGGGGAUGCAGGGAGGCUGGAGUACAGCAUGGAAGCCUUGUUUGACAGCCGGUCCAACGACUUUUUCGACAUAGACUCUCGGACAGGGAGCAUAACAACCGUCCAGCCGCUGGACAGAGAAGUCAAAGACACGCAUGUUUUCAAAGUCACUGUAAUUGACAAUGGCUCCCCCAUUAGAUCCGCCACUACUUACCUCACCGUCACUGUGAGUGACACUAAUGACCACCGACCGGUGUUUGAGCAAACUGAGUACCGGGUUAGCAUCCGGGAGAAUGUUGAAACGGGGUUCGAAGUGAUGACCAUCCGAGCCACAGACGGGGAUGCGCCCUCCAACGCCAACAUGAUUUAUAAAAUUGUCAACGGCGACGGAGUCAACUCUUUGUUUGAAAUCGACUCCCGAAACGGCCUGGUGAGGAUCAGAGAGCGGCCCGACAGGGAGACCCGGGCCAAGUACCAGCUCAUCGUUGAGGCCAACGACCAGGGCAAAGACCCGGGCCCCCGCAGCGCCACCGCCACCGUCAAGAUCACCGUGGAGGACGAGAACGACAACUACCCGCAGUUCACUGAGAAGAGGUACGUCGUCCAGAUCCCGGAGAACGUGGCCGUCAACACCAGAGUCAUCCAGGUGGACGCUAAGGACACGGACGAGGGGAACAACGGCAAAGUUCAUUUCAGCAUCAUCAGUGGCAACGUUAAAGGACAGUUCUACAUCCACUCCCCCACCGGCGUGAUUGACAUCAUCAACCCUCUGGACUACGAGAUGAUUCGAGAGUAUAAUUUGCGAAUCAAGGCUCAGGACGGUGGCAGGCCUCCCCUGAUAAACGGCACGGGGAUGGUGGUGGUGCAAGUGGUGGACGUGAACGACAACGCCCCCAUGUUUGUCAGCACGCCUUUUCAGGCGUCGGUGUUGGAAAAUGUGGCCGUCGGUUACUCUGUGAUCCACAUUCAAGCCAUUGAUAGCGACUCUGGCGAAAACGCCCUGUUGGAGUACCGGUUAACUGACACCGCACCGGGUUUUCCGUUCACGAUCAACAACAGCACGGGCUGGAUCACAGUGAGCGAAGAGCUGGACAGGGAGACCACGGACUUCUACACCUUUGGCGUGGAGGCGAGAGAUCACGGGAUACCGGUGAUGUCCUCCUCGGCCAGCGUCAGCAUCACGGUGCUCGACGUGAACGACAACGUGCCCACUUUUACCGAGAAAGUCUACUCGCUGAAGAUCAACGAGGACGCUGUGGUGGGUACCAGCGUUCUGACAAUGACCGCCGUGGACAGGGACAUCAACAGCGUGGUGACCUAUCAGAUCUCCAGCGGCAACACCAGGAACCGCUUUGCCAUCACGAGCCAGAGCGGCGGCGGGCUCAUCACCUUAGCCCUCCCCUUGGACUACAAGCAGGAACGCCAGUACGUCCUGACGGUCACCGCCAGCGACGGGACGCGCUACGACACCGCGCAGGUGUUCAUCAACGUGACGGACGCCAACACACACCGGCCCGUCUUCCAAAGUGCCAACUACCAGAUAACGCUCUGCGAAGAUAAGCCGGUGGGCUCCGUCGCGGUGAUGAUCAGCGCGACGGACGAGGACACGGGGGAGAACGCUCGCAUCACGUACGUGAUGGAGGACAACGUCCCCCAGUUUAAAAUCGACUCGGAUACGGGCGCCAUCACGACACAAAUGGAGAUUGAUUAUGAGGACCAGGCCUCCUACACGCUGGCCAUCAUCGCCAGAGACAAUGGCAUCCCUCAGAAAUCUGACACCACCUAUGUGGAGAUUAUCAUCCUCGACGCCAACGAUAACACGCCCCACUUUCUUCGGGACAGGUACCGAGGGACCGUGUUUGAAGACGCGGCCGUCUUUACCAGCGUCCUCCAGAUCUCUGCUUCAGAUAGAGACUCUGGCUCCAACAGCAGGGUGAGCUAUACGUUUCAGGGUGGCGAUGACGGAGAGGGGGAUUUCUAUAUCGAGCCGUACUCUGGCAUCAUCAGGACUGCUCGCAAACUGGACCGGGAGAAUGUUCCCGUCUACAACCUGAAGGCCUACGCUGUGGACAGGGGGGUUCCGCCGCUGAAGGCGUCCGUUCCCGUCCACGUGGUCGUCCAAGACAUCAACGACAACGCUCCAGUGUUCGAGAAGGACGUGCUGUUCAUCGACGUGGAGGAGAACAGCCCGGUGGGGUCCGUCGUGGCCCGGAUCACCGCCUCUGACCCCGACGAGGGCACCAACGCUCAGAUCAUGUACCAGAUCGUAGAAGGGAAUAUUCCGGAGGUUUUCCAGCUGAACAUCUUUAACGGCGACCUCACCGCGCUCACAGACCUGGAUUACGAGGCUAAAACCGAGUACGUCAUCGUGGUCCAGGCCACCUCGGCUCCGCUGGUGAGUCGGGCCACCGUGCACGUCCGCCUUCUAGACAUGAAUGACAAUACGCCGGUGCUGCAGGACUUUGAGAUUAUCUUCAACAACUACAUCACCAACAAGUCCAACAGCUUCCCAGCAGGAAUAAUAGGAAAGGUACCAGCUCAUGACCCGGAUGUGUCGGAUAAGCUACGGUACAAGUUUGAGUCUGGAAAUGAGCUCAACCUGCUGCUGUUGAACGAGGACACGGGGGAUCUGAGGCUGAGCAGAGACCUGGACAAUGACAGGACCCUAGAAGCACCCAUGACCAUUUCUGUCUCAGAUGGCCUCCAUCACGUGGUCGCCCUCUGCACGCUGCGGGUCACCAUCAUCACCGACGACAUGCUGACCAACAGCAUCACGGUGCGUCUGGAGAACAUGUCCCAGGAGCGCUUCCUGUCUCCGCUGCUCAGCCGCUUCCUGGAGGGCGUGGCCGCCGUGCUCUCCACCAAGCGGGAGGCGGUGUUCGUGUUCAACAUCCAGAACGACACCGACGUGCAGGGCUCCAUCCUCAACGUGACCUUCUCGGCGCUGCAGCCCGGCGGCGCCUCGGGUUACGGGGCGUUCUUCCCCUCCGAGGAGCUUCAAGAGCAUAUCUACCUCAACAGGACUCUGCUCAGGAUGAUAUCCUCGCAGGAGGUGUUGCCGUUCGACGACAACAUCUGCCUGCGGGAGCCCUGUGAGAACUACAUGAAGUGUGUGUCGGUGCUGAAGUUCGACAGCUCGCCUCCCUUCAUCGCCUCCGACACGGUUCUGUUCCGGCCCAUCCACCCAAUCAACGGGCUGCGUUGCCGCUGCCCGCUCGGAUUCACCGGCGACUACUGCGAGACCGAGAUCGACCUCUGCUACUCGGGACCCUGCAAGAACAACGGGAGGUGCCGCAGCAGAGAGGGAGGGUACACCUGCGAGUGCAUGGAAGACUUCACCGGCGAGCACUGCGAGGUGAAUGUAUCGUCGGGCCGCUGUGAGCCCGGUGUGUGUAAGAACGGCGGCCAGUGUGUCAACCGGCUGGCGGGCGGCUUCAUGUGCCAGUGUUCACCGGGGGAGUUCGAGAAACCCUACUGCGAGAUGACCACCCGCAGCUUCCCGGGACAGUCCUUCAUCACCUUCAGAGGCCUGCGACAAAGGUUCCACUUCACCGUCUCCUUCAUGUUUGCUACCAGAGAGAGGAGCGCUCUGCUCCUCUACAACGGCAGAUUCAAUGAAAAACACGACUUCAUCGCUCUGGAGAUCAUUGACGAGCAGGUCCAGCUCACCUUCUCUGGAGGUGAGACAAAGACCACAGUGUUUCCCUACAUCCCAGGAGGGGUCAGUGACGGCCAGUGGCACUCUGUCCAGCUCCAUUACUACAACAAGGGCGGGGGGAGUCUGGUGGACUCCACUGGGGCCCUGCGGCUCCCGCUCUAUACUGUCUGGCUGGAGCUCAAUCAGAAGGAGCCAAACAUCGGGCGUCUCGGCAUCCCUCAUGGACCCUCUGAAGAAAAGGUGGCUGUAGUUGCCGUAGAUGACUGUGACAUCUCCAUGGCGAUUCGCUUCGGAAAGCAGAUUGGCAACUACUCGUGUGCCGCCCAGGGCACCCAGACCGGACAGAAGAAGUCUCUGGACUUGACAGGACCGCUGCUGCUGGGCGGCGUUCCCAACCUCCCCGAGGACUUCCCGGUGGGGAACCGAGACUUUGUGGGCUGCAUGAGAAACCUCAGCAUCGACAGCAAGCCCAUCGACAUGGCCAGCUACGUCGCUAACAACGGCACCGAAGCAGGUUGUCCGACGAAGAAAAACUUUUGCAUGGACGACCUGUGCCAGAACGGAGGAGUGUGUGUCAGCAGGUGGGACACCCACAGCUGCGACUGCCCGACUGGCUACGGAGGAAAGAAUUGUGAACAAGUGAUGCCGUCGCCUCAGUUCUUUGACGGCCAAGCGCUGGUCUCCUGGAGCGAGACGGACAUUACCAUCGCUAUCCCCUGGUUCAUGGGCCUCAUGUUCCGCACCCGGCAGCCAGCUGGCACCCUGAUGCAAGCCAAUGCCGGAGCCCACGCCACCAUCAACCUCAUGGUGAGAGAGCAGCACGUUCGUAUGGAGGUGUUUCGGAAGCAGCAGCUGGUGGCGUCGCUCGGUUUCCCACAAGUUCGAGUCAAUGACGGGGAGUGGCAUCACCUGCUGGUAGAGCUGAGAAGCGCCAAAGACGGCAAGGACAUCAAAUACAUUGCUUAUGUGUCCCUGGACUAUGGCAUGUACCAGAAGUCAGUAGAGCUCGGUAAUGACCUCCCAGGGUUGAAGCUGCAAACUCUUCAUGUUGGAGGUUUGCCUGGAGAGGGAAACCAAGUCAGAAAAGGAUUUGUUGGCUGCAUACAGGGAGUGCGCAUGGGCGAGACACCCACCAACGUGGCCAACGUGAACAUGGCUCAGGGCCUAAAGAUCCGCGUGGAAGACGGCUGCGACCUGGCUGACCCCUGCGACUCCAACAUCUGCCCUGAGAACAGCCACUGCAGCGACGACUGGAGCACGCACACCUGUGUCUGUGACCCGGGUUUCUUUGGGAAAGAGUGUGUGGACGCUUGCCAGCUCAACCCUUGCGAGCACGUUUCUACUUGCGUUCGGAAACCGAGUUCCUCCCACGGCUACACCUGUGAAUGUGGACAGAACCACUACGGCCAGUACUGUGAAAACAAAGUGGAGAAGCCAUGUCCUCAAGGUUGGUGGGGCAGUCCCAUGUGCGGACCCUGUAACUGUGAUACUAACAGAGGAUUUCAUAAAGACUGCAACAAGACCACUGGAGAGUGUCGCUGCAAGGAAAACCACUAUCGUCCGGAAGGCGAGGACACUUGUUACCCCUGUGAGUGUUUCUCUCUUGGCUCCGAGUCUCGAACAUGUGACACCAUCACGGGGCAGUGCCCCUGUAAAGGAGGAGUCAUCGGCCGUCAGUGUAACCGCUGCGAUAACCCCUUCGCCGAGGUCACUCCCACUGGAUGCGAGGUGGUGUACGAGGGCUGUCCCAAGGCGUUUGAUGCAGACAUCUGGUGGCCCAAGACCAAAUUUGGACGCCCCGCCGCAAUGAACUGUCCCAAAGGAUCAAUCGGUACUGCCAUUCGCCACUGCAACGAUGAGAAGGGCUGGUUGUCGCCUGAGCUCUUCAACUGCACCACUGUCUCCUUCUCCCAGCUGAAGAAGCUGAACGAGGACCUGCGUCGCAACAGCUCCAGGAUGGACAGCGAGCACUCCAAGACCAUUGUGCGCUUGCUCCACAGCGCCACCGACAACAUCCAGCGUUACUACGGCAACGACGUGAAGACCGCCGCCCAGCUGCUGAAUCACGUGCUGCUGUACGAGAGCCGGCAGGAGGGCUUCGACCUCACCGCCAUGAGGGACGCCAAGUUCAACGAGAACUUGGUGCGAGCAGGAAGCGCCAUCUUGGAUCCUGACACCAAAGAGCACUGGGAGCAGAUCCAGAAGACGGAAGGCGGCACCGCCAACCUGUUGCGCAACUUCGAGGACUACGCCAACACCCUGGCGCAGAACGUCAGGAAAACCUACCUGAAGCCCUUCACCAUCGUCACCGACAACAUGAUUCUGACCGUGGACUACUUGGACGUGUCGGACCCGGAGAAGGCGACGCUGCCUCGGUUCCAGGACAUCCACGAGGAAUACUCCAAAGACCUCGGGUCAUCCGUCCAGUUCCCCCAGUUCAACCUCCGCGUUCAGGGCCACAGAGCAGAGCCCAACUAUGAACCUCAGAGUCAGACCGAUGCCCCACAGGAGGAGGAGCACACGGCGUCCGAGAGGAGACGGCGCUACAUCGAGCCGGCUGCUCCUCUGCCGGUUGCCGUAGUGAUAGUGUACAAAUCGAUGGGGAAGCUCCUCCCGGAAAGUUACGACCCUGACCGCAGGAGUUUAAGGCUCCCCAACCGUCCAGUGAUCAACACAGCCAUCGUGAGCGCCACGGUGCACAGUGAGGGUCCGCCUCUUCCUCCCCUCCUGGAACCGCCCAUCACCUUGGAGUACACCCUGCUGGAGACGGAGGAGAGAACCAAACCUGUUUGUGUCUUCUGGAACCACACUGUAGCGAUCGGAGGAACAGGCGGCUGGUCCGCUAAAGGCUGUGAGGUGCUCAACAGGAACAACAGCCACAUCAGCUGUCAGUGUAACCACAUGACCAGCUUCGCCGUGCUCAUGGACAUUUCCAAGCGAGAGCACGGGGACGUUCUCCCCAUGAAGAUUGUCACCUACACCACGGUGUCGGUCUCCCUCUGCCUCCUCCUCCUCACCUUCAUCUUGCUGUGUCUCUUACGCCGGCUCCACUCCAACCUCCACGCCAUCCACAGGAACCUGAUCGCGGCGCUCUUCUUCUCCGAGCUCGUCUUCCUGCUCGGCAUCAACCAGACUGACAACCCGUUUGUGUGCAUGGUGAUCGCCAUCCUCCUGCACUACUUCUACAUGUGCACCUUUGCCUGGAUGUUCGUGGAGGGGCUGCACAUCUACCGCAUGCUGACAGAGCUGCGGAACAUCAACCACGGACACAUGAGGUUCUACUACGCCAUGGGCUGGGGCAUACCGGCGAUCAUCACGGGCUUGGCGGUGGGUCUCGACCCUCAGGGUUACGGGAACCCGGAUUUCUGCUGGCUGUCUGUCCAUGACACCCUCAUCUGGAGCUUCGCGGGGCCCAUCUUCGUAGUCGUCCUGGUGAACAUCGUGAUUUUUAUCCUGGCUGCGAAGGCUUCGUGUGGUCGCAGGCAGAAGGCGGUGGAGAAGUCGGGAGCAAUUCCUGCCCUUCGAAUGGCCUUCCUCCUGCUGCUCUUCAUCGGCGCUACCUGGAUGCUCGGCCUGAUGGCGGUCAACAGCGACGUCAUGACCUUCCACUACCUGUUCGCCGCCUUCAGCUGUCUGCAGGGAGUCUUCAUCUUCUUCUUCCACGUGAUCUUAAACAAGGAGGUGAUGAAGAACCUCAAGAACGUCUUCACGGGAAAGAAGAGCGCGCCGGACGAAUCCAGCACCACGAGGGCCUCGUUGCUCACACGCUCUCUCAACUGCAACACCACGUACACAGAAGACGGCCAGCUGUACCGCUCGGGCAUCGGCGAGUCCACCGUCUCCCUUGACAGCACGCUCAGGUCAGCCAAGAGCCGCAGCAGCUACCUGCCAUACACACUCAGAGAGGAGUCUGGCCAGAAGCCCAGCGUCUCCUCAGGGACCGUGAAGGGACACACGGAUCUGGACGGAACUCUGUUCCACAGAAACGGCACCAAGGGAGAUGACUCGGACUCCGACAGUGAGCUGUCAGUGGACGAACACAGCUCCUCCUACGCCUCCUCUCACUCCUCCGACAGCGAGGACGACGAUAUCGACGUCAAGCCCAAGUGGAACAACGAGAGGCAGCCCGUUCACAGCACCCCUAAAGUGGAUUCAGUAUCCAAUCACGUGAAGCCUUACUGGCCAGCGGAGGCCACCACAGCCAGUGACAGCGAGGAUCCCGGCGGGGCGGAGAGGCUGAGGGUGGAGACCAAGGUGAACGUGGAGCUCCAUCCGGAAAAUAAGCUCAACCACGUCGGCGACCGAGAGAGGGAGACGUUCCCGGAGAGAGACACGCAACCGGCCGGGAACGCCAGAGACGCGGCGCCGUCGAGCCAGCCCCACGGCAACAGCAACCAGCAACCGGAGCAGAGGAAAGGCAUCCUAAAGAACAAGAUCAGCUACCCCCCUCCGCUGAACGACAAGAACAUGAAGAACCGUCUGAGGGAGAAGCUGAGCGACUACAACACCCCCACCAUCACCUCGCCGCCCCCCAACAACCACCACCACACCUCCUCCCCGACCCUCCCCUCCGUCAACAUCAUGAGCCCCUCGUCCCGGCCGCCCUCGCCGGCCUCCAACGACGGAGGUCGGCCGGGCAACCACGACCACAGCUCCCUCGUCAAGCCCCCCGUCGCCCCGCGGCCACAGAUGGCCACGGGGCCCGCGGGCCUCUACCGGGAGACCAACGGGGGCGUGGCCAUGCACUUGAAGUCGGGGACGGUGAACGGAGGCAACGAGUCCGACUCAGAUGGCAGUAACGAGACUUCGAUCUGACCUGUUAGGAAAACUCAGACCAGCCUGCCCUUGUGAGAGGAGGAGUGGAGAACCUGCUGCCCCGAGGAGAGGAUCGCAGGAGAGCCGAAAGGACUGGAAUAAAAGAAUAAAAAAGUUGAAGAGGAACUGCUCCAGAUGGGGGGGUGAAAAAGAGGGAAAACGGUGUUCUCCAUGACUGAUCUGUCCAUCCGUCCCUCCGCUCAUGGUCCCUCUCUCUCUAGAGAGCAGUAUUAAUUGCAGACUUUAAGACUGCCCCUGAGACAAGCAAAUAAGCAGAGGUAAUAAGAAGAUGUAAGAAAUUAAAAAAGGGAACGCUUGAUUGUACCAAGAGAGGACGCAAUGGAGCCACGUGUGCCAAAAACCACUGGUGUUCCUCCUUAAAUCGCCCUCUCAAUGGGUCGAGUUAGGAAAGCUGGAGAAGCCGGAUGAACAAACGCUGUGCAUGAACUCGGACUCAAAUACAUGCUGGUAUAUUUGUAGUCCAAAUGGAUUUCAAGGACUACAAGUCCCUUGAAGCAUCAGCCUGUUGGACACAUCAGACUCUGAUACCGGACGGCACAAUCACACACACACACACCAAGUGCUUUUUUCUUCUUUUUUUUACUCAACGAAAGGCUUCGCCAGCUUCUCAAUGCAGUGCAUUUAGAGUGUAAUUAACAUGUAGAUAUUGCUUAAGGUGAAGAAGAAACGAUCUAUUUUGUAUUUCAGCUGUUUAGUUUUUUAAACUCAGAAUCGUCCGCCUGUGAAAAUCACUUGAUACGCUGGCUCCUCCUACUGAGAACAAUCUGGAAUUGAGGCCUCACUCAAACAAACACACACUGAAUUGGCCUGUAGUGGGCUCUCCAGAGAUUCACUGUAUAGUCUGCGAUACAGACACACACACACACACACAAACACACACACAUAUAUAUAUAAUGGCUGCAAUCAUGGCCAAGACAUGCACACACAGAACCGUGAACACUAAAGAUGUGGAAUGGAGAGGCAUCGCCCCCCCCGCCCUCCUGUUGAAACUCUGUUUUUCAGUCCGAGCACUAUGAACCUGAAGCCUUCGUUUCCAGUGUCCGUCCCGCCUGUUUGUCCGAUGCAACACACUCGUGGUUACCAAAGUCAUGAACUACAGUAAAUGUGCACAUUGGGGUCGGAGGUCAGUUUCACUUUGAACUCGACUUUUAUUCCCAGAAACAGACGAAAAUACUUUUGUUGUUCUUUGGUGGCAUAACAAAGAGCGUUGCUUUCCAGGCACUCAGUAAUGUAGUGAAAACAACGUCCGUCUUCUCUGCUGCACUUCUGGAUCUGAGUUCAGAGUAAAAUGAAGCCGACUGGAUGCAUUCAGCAGUGACUUAAAGUGUUGUGUUAACACUCACUAAAUGCCUUUGAACCACUCGUACAGCCCUAUGUUGCUUUCUUGCCCUCCUGUGAUCAAUGCUGUUGAAAUGAUGAUGUUGUUGUUGUCGUUUUUUAUCGAUCCCAGACACUGGAAAUGUUUUGUAACAUAAUGUAUAUUUAUUUUUUAUGGUUUUUUCGAGACACUGGAAAGAAAAAAUUAUUGCGACUGUAAAAUUAAAGACCUGAUGAUUUUUUUC